Molecule: messenger RNA, 4668 nt
Organism: Branchiostoma floridae (Florida lancelet)
Lineage: Eukaryota; Metazoa; Chordata; Leptocardii; Amphioxiformes; Branchiostomatidae
Product: ribosome biogenesis protein BMS1 homolog
Exons: 21
Coding region: 184-4152 (1322 amino acids)
Biological process (GO): endonucleolytic cleavage of tricistronic rRNA transcript (SSU-rRNA, 5.8S rRNA, LSU-rRNA); ribosome biogenesis; maturation of SSU-rRNA from tricistronic rRNA transcript (SSU-rRNA, 5.8S rRNA, LSU-rRNA)
Cellular component (GO): nucleus; 90S preribosome
Molecular function (GO): U3 snoRNA binding; GTP binding; GTPase activity
Source: RefSeq, a predicted model, not a curated record
UUAAUACUUUCCCCCUGCGAUGACAAUGUAACAUUCCUAUUUUACCGGAUAUCCCAGCAUCCUCUGGAUAUCAACAUGGCGGCGCCCAUGUGUUUGGAAAAGUUUGUGUAGAUUUACUUUCAAUUUUUCAGAAAUCGUGGACACAGUAUGGAUGUAUUUUAAACCGGAGAGCUCUAACAGAAUAUGAGUGAGUUUGACGCUGCUAGUCACAAGCCCCACCGGGCGCGCCAGCAUGGCCGUAAGCAGGAGAAGAAGAAGGCAAAAACUCCGCAGGAUGAAAACCUGUCAGCCAAACAGCGGAACCCCAAGGCCUUCACUGCACAGUCAGCUGUGCGUAUGGCAAGGCAAUACAGGAGGGCUCAAGAUGUGAAGACCAAGAAGCAGCAUAUUCCAUACGUGGAUAGAACCCCGCUUGAGCCACCUCCCAUCGUGGUUGGGAUUGUGGGACCCCCCAAGGUUGGGAAGUCCACCCUGAUGCAGUGUCUGAUCAAGAAUUUCACCAAACAGAGACUGUCCAACAUCCAGGGGCCUGUCACUAUUGUGUCUGGCAAGAAGAGGAGACUGACUCUGUUUGAAUGUGGGAAUGACAUCAGCUCCAUGAUAGACAUUGCCAAAGUUGCUGACCUGGUUCUUGUGCUGAUUGAUGCCAGUUUUGGUUUUGAGAUGGAGAUUUUUGAGUUCCUGAACAUCUGCCAGGUGCACGGCUUCCCCAAGAUCAUGGGAGUGCUGACUCACCUGGACCACUUCAAGAACAACAAGCAGCUCAGGAACACCAAGAAGAGACUCAAGCACAGGUUCUGGACAGAUGUCUAUCCUGGUGCAAAGUUGUUCUACCUGUCUGGUAUGGUGUAUGGAGAGUACCAGAAGACUGAGAUCCACAACUUGGGCCGCUUCAUCUCCGUGAUGAAGUUCCGCCAGCUCCAGUGGAGAACGACCCACCCCUACGUCCUCGCAGACAGGAUGGAAGAUUUGACCGGCCCAGAAGACGUGAGACAGAACCCGAAGUGCGACAGGACGGUGGCACUGUAUGGUUUUCUGCGUGGGGCUCACAUGAGAGCCAACAGCAGCGUGCACAUUCCAGGUUGUGGAGACUUUGUAGUCCGAGACGUCAGCAUGCUGCCCGACCCCUGUCCUCUCCCUGACAAGGAGAAGAAGCGAGCGCUGAACCAGAAGGAGCGACUGAUCUACGCUCCCUUCUCUGGGGUGGGGGGGAUCGUGUAUGACAAGGACGCUGUGUACAUCGACCUGGGAGGGAGCCAUUCUCACCAGAAGGAACCUGAGGAGAUCACCCCUGGUUCGACCCAUGAGUUGGUAUCUUCCAUCAUUGACACCAAACACACCAUCGACACCAAGAUGGCUGCUAGCGAAGUCAGCAUCUUCAGAGGAUCUGUCCCUGUCACGUCCACACAGAUGGAAAGCAGCUCAUCAUCAGGACCAGAGGAAGAGAUGGUGACUGAUGAGACAACAGGAAGGACCAGGAGGAGGGCAGUGUUUGAGGAAGAGGAAGAGGAGGAGGGAGGAGAGGACAGCAGUGAUGAGGAGGAAGAUGAUGAAGAUGAGGAUGAAGAUGGAAUGACACAGGUGGAUGCAGAAGUGUCCUUCAGAACACCUGGAGAUGGUCAUGCAUCAAAGAAAAGAAUUUCGAUCUCCCAGACGGGACAGGAGAAAGAUGGUUAUGCUUUUGCUGACAGCGAUGAUGACCUGGAAGUGGAUUGGGAUAUACUACACCCUUCAGGAAAAGCACAAGUUCCCAAAACAACUGCUUCCUCAAAAACUGUGAAAAUAACAGAGAAAGAAGACAACACUGGCGAAGAUGAAUCAGAGGAGGAGCAGGAUGACAAAAGUGAAGAUGAUGAGAUGGAUGUUGCCAUGGAAACUGCUAAGGAGAAACAUGCUUCCACAAAGAUGGGGAGAGACUCCUUAAGGACAAAACAUACACCCAGAGAAACAGCUACAGAAGUUGGUAUAUCCAAAACAGUGGCCAAAGUAAGACAAAAAGCAAAGGAGGUACAUUCAGAGAGUGAGGAUUCAGAUUCUGAAAGGAAUUCCAACAUGUCUAAUUCCUCUGGUGGGGAGGAUAUGGAUGAGAAUGCAGGGAGUGAGUUAGAUGAUGAUGGUGAUGGUGAUGAAGAUGAUGAUGAUUAUGGUGAUAACGAUAAUGAUGAUGAAGAUGAUCAAGAGGAAAGUUCUGUCGAUGAGGAUGGAGAGGAGGAGGAGGAAGAUGAAAGGAUUACCCCAGAUGACACAAGUGCAGUUCUUCCCAUGGAGACAGAGGGCGCUUUGAAGUGGAAGGAAAAUCUUUCACAGAAGGCGACAGAUGCGUUCCUGCGUCGCCAAGCAGACACACCAAACCUGAGGAAACUGGUAUACGGAAGAGUGGCUGAGGACGAGUCUUCAGAUGAGGAAGAUGAUGAACUUGGUGGAUUGUUUAAAAGAACAACAAAAAAGGGUGAAGGAAGGAGUGGAGGACCCAAUGAUCUGGACUGUGCCAAGUUUCCCAUUGCAACAGGGGAUGCCAGAGAGUUUGAAGAGAUCUACGAUUUGAUCAAGGACUGUUUUGUGACCGGAGACUGGGGUACCCAGGAUGCAAAGAGGCAGUUAGAAGAGGACGAGGCUCUGUAUGGGGACUUUGAGGACCUUGAAACUGGGGAGACACAUACUGCACAGACAGAAGAAGAGGAGGCUGAGGGAGGGGAAGACCAGAAGGAUAAUCAGGAGGACCAGAAUGGUGGACAGACACCAUCAGAAGAGAAGACAGCACGAGAGAAGCUGCUGGAGAAGAAGAGGAAACUGAAGGAGCUGUUUAAUGCUGAGUAUGACAAUGAGGAAGGAGGAGAGUCUUACUAUGACAGCCUGAAACAAGAGUUAGAGCAGCAAGCACAGAUGAACCGGGCAGAGUUUGAGGACAUGGAUGCGGAGACCCGUGCCCAGUACGAGGGUUACCGCCCAGGGAUGUACGUCCGACUGGAGGUGCCUGACAUGCCCUGCGAGUUUGUGACCAACUUUGACGCCUCGUACCCUGUGAUCAUCGGUGCCCUGAUGAGUGGUGAGGACAGUGUGGGAUAUGUGCAGAUGCGGCUGAAGAAGCAUCGUUGGCACAAGAGAAUCUUAAAGACGCGUGACCCCCUCAUCUUCUCUGUCGGCUGGAGACGAUUUCAGAGCGUUCCACUGUACAGCAUCCAGGACCACAACAUGCGCAACCGCCUGCUGAAGUACACUCCAGAGCACCUGCACUGCAGCGCCACCAUCUGGGGUCCCAUCACCCCACAGGGCACAGGCGUCCUGUGUGUCCAGUCAGUCGGGGAUCGGUCAUCAGACUUCAGGAUAGCCACCACUGGAGUUGUGGUGGAACUGGACAAGUCUGUCAACAUUGUGAAGAAACUGAAGCUGACGGGGUACCCACUCAAAAUAUACAAGAACACAGCCUUUAUCAAGGACAUGUUUAACUCCAUCUUGGAGGUGGCCAAGUUUGAAGGAGCCACAGUGAGGACAGUCAGUGGCAUCAGGGGGACCAUCAAGAAAGCUAUCAAGGCUCCAGAAGGGGCCUUCAGGGCCACAUUUGAGGACAAAAUCAGACUAAGUGAUAUAGUGUUUGUGCGUACUUGGUGCCCAGUCCAAGUGCCUAGACUCUACAACCCCCUGACCACCCUCCUGUUGGCUGAGAAGGACAAGUGGUCUGGUAUGAAGACUGUUGGGCAGCUCAAGUUUGAGCAGGGCAUCAGGAACAACCCCAGCCAGGACUCACUCUACAAGCCUGUAGAGAGGAAGCCCCAGAGGUUCCGGCCCCUGCGAGUUCCAGCCAAGCUCCAGCAGCACCUGCCCUUCAAAACCAAACCUAAACAGAACCCUGCCAAACCAGUCAAGGUCAUGGACAGGCCAGCUGUCAUCAUGGAACCACAUGAAAGAAAGGUGGCAGCUCUGAUGAAGGCCUUACGGUCUGUUCACAAGGACAAGAAAAGCCAGGAAAAGCAGAAGGUCAAAGAGCGAUACCAGAACUACAGGAAGCUGCUGGAAAAGGAGACUGCCAAAAGGGAAGCACGCGAGAAACAGUCCAAGAGGAAGGUCUACUCCAUGAUGUCCCAGAUGGAGACAAAACGGAAAAAGAAACAGGGACUGGGUCAUGACGUGCCCAAAAUGGGCAAGUUUGAAUAGAUUGGAGAUCUCAGGAGAUGUUGAAAGGUGCAUAUGCCUUGGUUCCACAAUAUAUAGUAUAGUUAGAGUAGAGAUUGAAAUGUCACAAAAUCACAGAUGCUACAAGGAGACACCCCGAGGGGAGUCUGUGUCAACAGGAUACUGGAAAUGUCAUAGGGUGAUUGUAAUCAUUGAUCUUAAGUGCCAUGAAUGGAAGUUAAAGUUCUUCAAAAGACACAGAUAUCAAAAAUCAUAUUCAUUUGCUUGCUGCUUUUUGGCAAAUAUUACAUUGGGCAGGGAACCCAUGUUAUCUCCGUCAUAUUAUAACUCAUUUUGAUUUGUUUCACAUUACAGAAUGGCUUUCUACAGUGUUGUAACUUUCCCUACAUGUAUCUCAUCGACGUAUGUAAAGGUAAAGCGGAUAACUCACUAAAGCUGCAGCACGUUGGCAUUGUUGCUGCGUCCUAAAUUGGAUUUUUGUCAUCCUUGACUUUAUACAGAGAAUGUCACGCAAAACGUAGGAUUAAAAAAACAAAA